GGUAUAUUAUUGAAAAUGAUUUAGUACAAUACUGAAAUCAAAAGCAGACAAAACGUCAAUGAAGACGCGGCAGAUCAUCCAAAAUGCUACAAAAAAAAGCAAUGAAUAAUUUGUGAACAUUAUAGGCGAGAUUAUUUUUCAAAAAGCACAUUAUUCCAAAACUGCUUUACAGAACCUAAAUAAAGAAAACAAUCAUUUAUAUUUAUCAAAAUCGCUUACGGUAAUGUACACGAGCGCCCUCUAGCCACGGUUUUACCACCUCACCGAUUUCAUCACUUCAUGUCUUCAUGUUUAUUUUUCAGGUAUUUGAAUGUCUGCGUUUACAAGGAUAUGGGAUAUAUCUUUUGUGUUACGAGACUUAAAUAUCAAGUUCCAAAUAUCAAGGACUUACUAAUAAUAGCCUAGCAGUCGGUUGAUAGCAUUAGUCUGAUAACUUUGUCUUUGUGGAGGGUUUGCUGAUCAGCUUAAGUCACAUGUCGACUCAGCGGAAAACAACGAGCUUGUGUCUCUCCUCAGACACCAGUACAUCUGACAACAGAAAAUAGGAGUAUAUUAGUUAGACACAAUCUUUCUUCUGGAACGGCCAAAUAUCACUUGCUGACGUCACUGCCUUUUGGUUUGGAUAGAAAUGCAUGUAUUCGGUGGCUGUCAGGCGUGGGGGGCUUGGUCCUGAUGGUAGUUUGAGGGAUGGGAAGUUGUUUUGGAGUGAUCCGUCAAAGGUCUCGCCUGUCCUCCAGAAAUGCACCCAGCAACGGCAACAAACGAGGAGGACGCAACGAGCCCCUGAAGAAAGAUAAGCCCAAGUGGAAAAGUGACUAUCCUAUGACGGAGGGCCAGCUGCGCAGUAAAAGGGAUGAAUUCUGGGAUACAGCCCCAGCUUUUGACGGCCGUAAAGAGAUCUGGGACGCGCUCAAAGCUGCAGCUGUGGCGAUUGAAUGUAACGACCACCAACUAGCACAGGCUAUUGUAGAUGGAGCCAGCAUCACACUGCCUCAUGGAUCCCUCAUGGAGUGUUAUGAUGAACUGGGGAACCGCUAUCAGCUUCCUGCAUACUGCUUGUCUCCACCUGUCAACCUGGUCUCUGAGUGCAACGAUCAUAAUGCGUCUGAAAACGCUGAGCCACAGGAGAAAAAAGAGAAGGAGUUUCAGUUGAAGGUUCGUCUGUCCACUGGGAAAGACCUUCGCCUCAGUGUCACCAUGGCCGAUUCCAUUCGUCAGCUCAAGAAACAGCUCCAAAUUCAGGAAGACAUUGAUACCGCUCACCAGCGCUGGUUUUUCUCUGGAAAGCUUCUUACAGAUAAAACCCGCUUACAGGACACCAAGAUCCAGAAAGACUUUGUAAUACAGGUCAUUGUUAGUCAACCUAUUGUUACCAGCUAAACACUGUGGACCAGUAUUCAGUGAACUAAUGUCAAUUGUGAAACGCAACCUUUUCUUUUAGGAACAUUUAUUUAUUUUCAAACUUGAGAGGAACUAAAAGGUUAAUUGUACAUGUUAAUAUGUGUAAAAGUUGCAUGUUGUUUUACAAUAAUUGGGAGUGUACAGUCACAUUCUCAGGUUGUUGUUUACUAUAAGUUUAACUGUCCAUAUCUGUGUACAUUAUAUACUUUGCCUUCUUGGUUAUAAUAUCCUUACAUAUGUUGUGUGGAUAUCAAUUUCCAGGCUUUGUGGUAUCAAUUGCCUUGAUCCAUUCUACCAGGGAUGUCCAAACUCAGUCCUGGAGGGCCGGUGUCCUGGAGAGUUUAGCUCCAACACUAAUCAAACACACCUUAACCAGCUAAUCAAGCUUUUACUAGAUAUACUAGAGCAGUGUUUCUCAACCACAUUCCUGGAGGACCACCAACACUGCAUGUUUUGGAUGUCUCCUUUGUCUGUCACACCCUUUACACCUCUUUUAGUCUCUGCUAAUAAGCUCACGUGGUUGAGAGACACUGUACUAGAGAGUAACUGGCAGAUGUGUUCAGCAGGACUCCAGGAGUUCGGACACCCCUGCAUUAUACAGUUUACUGUCUAUUUACAGAGCUUAAGGAUCUUUUUUUUAGACAGCAUUAUGUUAUUGCAUAUUUAUAGAACUUUGACUCGUUGAAUGGUUGAACAAUGGCUGUUGAACAACAACAUUCAAACCUUGGUACUGUGUUGGAUUAUGCAUUGAGAGAUGUAUUUCUUUUUCAUUUGUGAAGUACUGACGGGUAUUUUUUUUUUUAAUCAAAAACUAAAUCUAAGCUGAAACUGCUUAUUGUUAUAUUUUAGAUAAAAGAAUACGAAUGGGAGCUAAUUGGGAAUCUGAAAGAAAAACACUUGUCAAAUCUCACUGUCAACAUUUCACAUGUUUAUAUUAAAUGUGACUUAUUUCUGUACAGUGACAAAUGUUUAAUUUUCACUUUUCUACUGGUUGUAUGGAAGGCGUUGACUUCAUUGACAAACUGGGUCAAAGGAAUAGCUGAAAUUAAACUCACAUUUGCACAAUACCAAGCACCACAGAGAUUAUUUCAUUCCUUUUUUUUUUUUUUUUACCUGAAAAUGAUGUGAUGAAAUGGUGUUAAAUAGCACUUUCAAAACAUGUGGAUGUAAUGUAAAUAUGUAUAGAUAAACAACUUAUAAAAAUUGUUUCUAAAAGAG
Molecule: messenger RNA, 2619 nt
Organism: Danio rerio (zebrafish)
Lineage: Eukaryota; Metazoa; Chordata; Actinopteri; Cypriniformes; Danionidae
Source: RefSeq, a predicted model, not a curated record